Funneliformis mosseae is the source of this 825-nucleotide messenger RNA. Lineage: Eukaryota; Fungi; Glomeromycota; Glomeromycetes; Glomerales; Glomeraceae. The record is from the annotation of a GenBank genome assembly.
AUGUCUACUACCAAAAUGCCAUGUUAUUAUAUCUCUCACGGAGGUCCAACACUCGUGAUAGACAAGGAGGAUGAAUCUUAUCAAUGGAUGCAACGAUGGGGAAAAUCAAUUAUCAAAGAAAUUAAACCAAAAGCUAUAGUUGUUCUUUCUGCUCAUUGGGAAACCACCGAAGCUAUCAGAGUAACAAACUUUUCUGGCAAAACUCCCAUCAUUUAUGAUUUUUAUGGAUUCCCAGAGAUACUUUAUAAACAAACAUAUGAUGGUAAAGGUUCUCCAGUAUUAGCAAAGAGAAUCGUGGAUCUAUUAAAUCAGGCUGGUUUCCAAUCAGAAUUGGAUGAUAAGAGAGGAUUCGACCAUGGUUGUUGGAUACCAUUAAAAGUGGCGAUCCCGGAACCCGGCGAUUUGCCUAUUAUACAAGUAUCUCUUACUCGUAAAGCUUCUUACGAACAUCACAUUAAAGUUGGUCGCGUAUUGGCUUCUCUUAGGAAUGAAGGAAUUAUUAUCAUUGGAUCUGGAUCAUUAGUUCAUAACUUGAGAGAGACAUUCGCUACGUUAGAUAAAAAAGACUUUGUAGCUCCAUAUGUUGGACCCUUUGAAUCGGAUAUUGAAAAAUUAUGUACCAAAUUUACUGGGAAAGAACGUGAUCAAAAAUUAAUUGAUUUAAUUAAUCAUCCGUUAUUGAGAAAAGCUCAUCCGACCGAUGAUCAUUUGGUUCCUUUACAUAUUGCAGCAGGCGUUGCUGGCGAUGAUCAAGGAACCAAGUUGCACACGAAAUAUUUCUCUGCUUUAAGUAUGAGUGCUAUUGGUUUUGGUGUUACUAAUUAG